This is a messenger RNA of Schistosoma mattheei, 915 nucleotides long. The record is from the annotation of a GenBank genome assembly. NCBI's taxonomy places the organism in Eukaryota, Metazoa, Platyhelminthes, Trematoda, Strigeidida, Schistosomatidae.
AUGAAACCUGUUGUUGGUCCGAUCAGUUGUAAUAUCAAUGAAAGUGACCAGAAAAGUCGACAUUGUCAUCAUCAUCAUCAUCAUCAUCAUCAUCAUCAUCAUCAUCAUCAUCAUCAUCAUCAUCAUCAUCAUCAUCAUCAUCAUCAUCAUCAUCAUCAUCAUCAUCAUUAUCAACAUCACAAACAUCAACACACACGACAUAAACAGGUAUGGCAUUGGGAACAGUUGGACACCACACUCAAUUAUGUCCCCACAUUUUAUUUGAACAACAAAUAUCAUUCAGAUAGUUAUCUGCUUCGAUCGCAUCAACAGGAAUAUCCAGUACCACCGAAUACACCACACAAAUGCACUACAAAAUCAUCAAAAUACCAAUUCACCGAAAAUAAAUACAAUUCAUCUACUUCGUUCACAUUGCACAGGUCAAAAGCAUAUCAUCACAUAUCAUCUCCAGUACCAAUCAUCCAACCAGUUACAACUUCAUUUCGUGUGUGCCGUACUCGAAGUAGGAAUUCAUCAAACUGCACAAUGACAUCUGGUAGAGCUUCCAAGUAUUUGCUUGCUGAACACAUACGGAGUAAAAGUGAAGGGAAACACAUUGACCACAUACACAAAUCACAUCUCGAUGGACACGCGAAAUGCAGCACUUGUAUUGAUUCGACUCGUCGUUCUUCUCAACUUCCAUACAAAUUAUCAAGUUAUUCGUCUUCCAAUAUUCCAUGUUCAAAGAGUGUGAAUGGUGUUGGGGAAUGGGAAAACAUUCGAUAUUCCGAGAAACAAGUGUCUCCCAGUCCACCAUCCACAUCGAACAGAUCUAGUUUGAAGCAAAUGAAACUGACUGGUAAGUUGAUACACAGUUAUUGUCCGUUUCCAAUGUUGUUGAACAAUGAGGCUGAACAACAGAAGUGUAUGAAUUAA